GUCGAAGCCGGAGUCGGGUGUUUUGAGUAGCGGCUCCACAGCCCUGAUUGGAAUUGCAUGUUACGUGUUCAUACAGAAUGGUUCAGCGCACGACCUUCGAAAGAUCACCAGGACCAGUUGAACAUAUCCUGGGGCUAACUCCACUGAACAAGUAUAAGCCGUAUAUCUUCGUAUUUCCCAGGAAACGCCUCCCGAUCACUACCGUCUGUACAUUUAAAGAUACAAAUUGGGUUUACCCUCUGGUUGAAGUGAGGGUGGCUGGAAGUGACCAACCUCUGACGAAGUUCUGCAGCUGGAGCUCAGUUAUUGUAUUCCACUGGAUUUGGUGUUAUCCCCGAGACCGUAACAAUUUCAGGAAGAGAUCGUGUUCACCGGAAUUUAGGGAAAAAAUCAAAACACAAGCAGCACUGUUGACAAACUAUGGAUGUCUAAUAAAAUGUGGUGCGUACAUAGUAAAAUAAAACACA
This is a messenger RNA of Penaeus monodon (black tiger shrimp), 467 nucleotides long. RefSeq lists its product as uncharacterized. The coding region runs from base 78 to 461 and encodes 127 amino acids. The record is from RefSeq and is a predicted model, not a curated record. NCBI's taxonomy places the organism in Eukaryota, Metazoa, Arthropoda, Malacostraca, Decapoda, Penaeidae. The transcript is spliced from 2 exons.